AUGCGCCCACACUCCCGCUGCACCGUGUUCCCCUCCCGUCCGCGUCUCCCCUUCCUAUCCCUCGCGCCGUGCCUGCUGCUACUGCUGCUCCCCCCCCGCAUCCCCUCCGCCUCCGCCUUCGCGCCCGACGCCAUCCGCGGCCUGCCGGGGCAGCCGCGCGGAGCGCCGGCGUUCGGGCAGUGGGCGGGGUACAUACCGGUGGGGCCGGCGGGGCGGAAGCGGCUCUUCUAUUGGCUCACGGAGUCCGUGACGGCGCCUCUCACCAAGCCGCUCGUGCUGUGGCUCAACGGAGCCACUCCGUUCUGCUGCCUCCUCGUGCUACGUGCUCACACCUCCCCACUUACCUUCCCCGCCCGUUCCCCUGUGCGCGCAGUGGCGAACGUGCUGUUCCUGGACUCGCCUGCGGGCGCGGGCUUCUCGUACUCGCUGGCGGCCUCCGACCUCGCCACGGGCGACAACCAGACAGCCCAGGACACGGUGCAGUUUCUGCGCGCCUUCCUCCGCCGCCACCCGCGCUACAACGGGCGCAAGCUGCUGCUGGCGGGGGAGAGUUACGCAGGCCACUACAUUCCGCAGCUGGCGGACGCGUUGGUGGCGAUGGAGGCGCGCGCGGCGGGGAGGGCGCGCAUGAGGGUGGGGGGCGUGCUGCUGGGCAACCCCUUCGUGCACGCGCGCGUAUAUCAUCCCCUGCCGCCCAGGUAUAUCAUCCCCUGCCGCCCAGGUAUAUCAUCCCCUGCCGCCCAGGUAUAUCAUCCCCUGCCGCCCAGGUAUACCAUCCCCUGCCGCCCAGGUAUACCAUCCCCUGCCGCCCAGGUAUACCAUCCCCUGCCGCCCAGGUAUACCAUCCCCUGCCGCCCAGGUAUAUCAUCCCCUGCCGCCCAGUGCGGGUUCUCAGCGGACACGGUGCGGCCUGGCAUCGCAUGUGACGCUGUCAUGAACGCCAUUGCCACCGCUGAUAGCGGCAUCGACCCCUAUGACAUCUACGCGCCAGUGUGCCUCUCCCCCGCCUACCGCUCCCUUCACCGCAACACGCAACGCUCUCUCCUCUCUCGCCUCUUCUCCUUCUCCUCUCCCCGCCCCUCCGCACCGCACUCCACCUCUCCUUCCGCCACCCCCUCCUCACCCUCGUCCUUACACCCUGCCUCACAAGCAAGAGGGGCGGGAGGGGGGCUGGUGGGGGCAAUACAGGGUCAGAGCGCAAGUGUGUGGGGAGGAGAGGGGGAGAGCGGAGAGGGGGGAACAGGCGCAGUGAGGGGAGCAGAGGGAGCAGCAGGUGCAAUGAGUGGCGUGGACGGGGAGGGGGAGGUGGAGGGGGCGGAGGAUGCGGGGGCAGCGAGCAGGGCGUGCAUGGACGUGUGGGUGCAGCGCUACCUGCAGUGGGCUCCCGUGCAGCGCGCCCUCCAUGCCAUGCCCGCUGCUGCUGCCGCCCAGCCCCACCACUGGGUGCCCUGUAGCGCAUCACUGCAGUACGCCAGGGGGGACAUGGAGGACUCCAUGCUGCCCGUGCUGCACCGCCUGCUCGCAGCGCAAGUGCCCCUCUGGAUCAUGUCGGGUGACACGGACUCAGUGGUGCCGUUCACGGGCACGAGGCAGUGGGUGGCGGGGCUCAACCUGCCGCUGCUCGCCCCUCUCCACCCCUGGACGCUCCCCUCCACCCAGGUGGGCGGGUGGGUGACGCGGUACAAGGGCGUGACAUUCAUCACGGUGCGGGGGGCGGGCCACCAGAUCCCCACGGGGCGACCCGCGGCCGCCCUCACCAUCUUCCACCACUUCCUGCACGGCACCACGCUCCAUGCCCUGCCCUCCUUCUAG
This is a messenger RNA of Closterium sp. NIES-65, 1812 nucleotides long. NCBI's taxonomy places the organism in Eukaryota, Viridiplantae, Streptophyta, Zygnematophyceae, Desmidiales, Closteriaceae. The record is from the annotation of a GenBank genome assembly.